AUGUCUUUCACUCCACUGCGUGUCACUCUCGCACUCGUAGCCACAGGUACUCUCGUGGCUGCUGGACCUUGUGAUAUUUACGCUGCCGGUGACACACCCUGCGUCGCGGCACACAGCACCACCCGUGCCCUGUUUGACGAUUUCGAUGGUUCAUUGUACCAAGUGUCUCGCACGUCUGACGGCACAACUAUAGACAUCGCACCUCUGACUGCUGGCGGUGUUGCCGACGCAGCUAGCCAAGACACUUUCUGUGCCAGCACAACAUGCAACAUCACAAUCAUCUAUGACCAAUCUGGCAACGGCAAUGACCUCAGUCAAGCUCCACCUGGCGGUGCAGCAGAAGGUCCCGAAUCCGGCGGCUACGACAGCCUGUCUGAUGCCACUGCGGCCCCAAUUACACUUAAUGGCCAAGCUGCAUACGGUGUUAAGAUCGUGCCGGGUAACGGCUACCGCAACGACAAUGCCGUGAAUAUAGCUACUGGUGAUGCAGCAGAGGGCCUCUAUGCCGUGGUGGAUGGAACAGACUACAACGACCAAUGCUGCUUUGAUUACGGAAAUGCCGAGACUAGCAACGACGAUACCGGUGCGGGCCACAUGGAGGCUAUCUACUUUGGUAACAACAAGGGCUGGGGUACCGGUGCCGGUAGCGGGCCAUGGCUCAUGGCUGAUAUGGAGAACGGAUUGUUUUCUGGGGAGAGUGCUACAUACAACAGUGGUGAUCCCUCUAUCACUGCGCGAUUCUUUACCGCCGUUCUAAAGGGAGAAUCGAAUGAAUGGGCCAUUCGUGGUGGUGAUGCUACCACAGGCGAUCUGUCUACCUACUAUAGCGGUGCGCGCCCAUCGGGCUACAACCCCAUGCUUAAGGAGGGUGCUAUCAUUUUGGGUAUUGGUGGUGACAACAGCAAUGGUGCCCAGGGAACUUUCUACGAGGGUGUCAUGACGUCGGGAUACCCGACCGAUGAUGUUGAGAACUCUGUGCAGGCUAAUAUUGUGGCUGCCAAAUAUGCCACUAGCUAA
This is a messenger RNA of Penicillium angulare, 1017 nucleotides long. RefSeq lists its product as uncharacterized. The record is from RefSeq and is a predicted model, not a curated record. The coding region runs from base 1 to 1017 and encodes 338 amino acids. Gene Ontology annotation, molecular function: alpha-L-arabinofuranosidase activity. Lineage: Eukaryota; Fungi; Ascomycota; Eurotiomycetes; Eurotiales; Aspergillaceae. The transcript has a single exon. Gene Ontology annotation, biological process: arabinose metabolic process; pectin catabolic process; arabinan metabolic process.